This is a messenger RNA of Drosophila virilis, 1927 nucleotides long. RefSeq names its product putative ATP-dependent RNA helicase DDX56 (gene Ddx56). NCBI's taxonomy places the organism in Eukaryota, Metazoa, Arthropoda, Insecta, Diptera, Drosophilidae. Gene Ontology annotation, molecular function: nucleic acid binding; ATP binding; RNA helicase activity. The record is from RefSeq and is a predicted model, not a curated record.
AUUUUCCAGCACUGUCCGGCCUUCAUGUGCUUCGCGUGUUGCUGCCGCACGCAUUUUGCACAGUUUUCACGCUCAAAAUGAGCCAAACACAGAAAUUGCUGCAGUUCCAUGAACUGGAGCUGGACCAACGCAUACUCAAAGCAAUUGCGCAGCUCGGCUGGGUGCAGCCCACGCUUAUCCAGUCGACGGCCAUCCCGCUGCUGCUCGAGGGCAAGGAUGUGGUGGUGCGUGCACGCACCGGCUCCGGCAAGACGGCCACCUAUGCGCUGCCGCUGAUACAAAAGAUCCUCAACUCGAAGAUGAACGCCAGCGAACAGCGUGUCAGCGCCCUGGUGCUGUGCCCCACCAAGGAGCUGUGCCGGCAGUCUCGCCAGGUCAUUGAACAGCUGGCCGAAUCGUGUGGCAAGGUGGUCCGUGUGGCGGACAUUGCCGGCAGCUCGAAUGAUGUGGCCACACAACGGCAUGCGCUGGCCGAACGACCCGAUAUUGUGGUUGCGACGCCCUCCAAGCUGCUGGCGCAUGCGGAUGUCGUCGAUUUGCAGCACAUUGAGACGCUGGUGGUGGAUGAGGCGGAUCUGAUAUUUGCCUUUGGCUAUGAGAAGGACUUUAAGAGGCUAAUCAAACAUUUGCCGCCCAUUUACCAGGCGGUGCUCGUCUCGGCCACCAUAUCGGACGAUGUGGCACGCAUGAAGGGUCUGUGCCUGCACAAUGCCGUCACACUCAAGCUGGAGGAGCCGGAUCUGGUGUCGCUUGAUCAGCUUAGCCAUCAGCGCAUACUCGCCGAGGAGAACGACAAGCCGGCCAUAUUAUGCGCCCUGCUCAAGCUAACGCUCAUCCAGGGCAAGAGCAUCAUAUUCGUCAACAAUGUGGAUCGAUGUUACAAGGUGCGUCUGUUUCUGGAACAGUUUGGCAUACGCUCGUGCGUGCUCAACUCGGAGCUGCCGGCGAAUAUACGUAUUCACACCAUUAGCCAAUUUAAUAGGGGCGUCUAUGACAUCAUUAUUGCCUCCGAUGAGCAUCUGCUGGAGAAGCCGGCGGGCCAAAAAGCAAAGGACAAAUCCCAGCGGGAUCACGAGUCGAGUGCCUCGCGUGGCAUCGAUUUUCAGGGCGUAAAUAAUGUCAUCAAUUUCGAUUUUCCGCGCGAUGUCACCUCGUAUAUACAUCGUGCUGGCCGCACGGCGCGCGGCAAUAACAAGGGUUCGGUUCUGUCCUUUGUCAGCAUCAAGGAGUUACCCGUUAACCAGGCUGUGGAGGAGCGUUUACGCUGUUCCCUGGGCAAGGAGCCGCAUCUCACAGUCGACGCGCUGUCAGACGAACCGCAAAAGCCCGCUGUCGAGGACAUCAUCAAACUCUACCAAUUCAAAAUGGAGGAGGUGGAGGCAUUCCGGUAUCGCGCCCAGGAUUGCUGGCGUGCCGCCACCCGUGUCGCUGUACACGACACACGUAUACGAGAGAUCAAAAACGAAAUUCUCAACUGUGAGAAACUGAAGGGCUUCUUCGAGGAGAACAAACGCGAUCUGCUGGCGCUGCGCCACGACAAGCCCGCUCGCACCAUCAAGGUGCAAUCGCAUCUGGCCCAUGUACCCGACUACAUACUGCCCAGCGCCCUGAAGCGCGUCGCCCUCGCACGGCCCAACACACUGGCAGCCAAACAGACGCGCACGACGGGCGCCAAAAGUGCCUACCAGCGACAGAGCAAUGAUCCCCUAAUGGUUAGCGAGGUGGACUAUGGCAAGCGACGCGGCGCGCCCAAACGGCGAAAAGCCAAAUAACUGCCAAUUAGCAGCCAGCACUUGGCCAAAAAGUUGUUCUAGUUUUAGCCCUGGUUAUCUUUAAGCGUAAUUUUAGUUCAAACAUUUUGCCCAUUCAAAUGUAAGAGGCACAAAAUCGUAUUAAUGUCGGAAAACUAUAUCUCUGUCUAUAUAUA